This is a messenger RNA of Diachasma alloeum, 630 nucleotides long. RefSeq lists its product as uncharacterized. Lineage: Eukaryota; Metazoa; Arthropoda; Insecta; Hymenoptera; Braconidae. The record is from RefSeq and is a predicted model, not a curated record. The transcript has 3 exons. The coding region runs from base 1 to 630 and encodes 209 amino acids.
AUGGGGCUUCUGGCUGAUGGUGAAAGGAAGAAUGCAUCCAACUUCAGACUCUCGAACUUCAGACAAUACCCGAGUCAUCGAAACAAUCCGAUUGAUAUUGACAUGUCUGAGGAUAUCGGAAAUUUCACCGAAGAUUUGGUGGAAGCGGCAAUGUCGAAUGCGAUGGAACUGUCCGGAGUAACAGCAGCGCCAGAUGCCCCUUCCGCCGACGAGCCGGACCUCAAGCCCCUGUCGAACAUUCUCCGCGAGGUGGCCCAACUAGCGAAGAGUCUUCAACAGGGUAUGGAGAAUGUCCAAAUCGGCGACUACAAGGUGUCCCUAACCAACGCGUCCCCCCUCGAGAUCCAGCUGAAGCGCGCCAUCAGCAAUCUCGAGAUUUCCUCCAUCGACAAGCCCCUGAAGAUAAUAAUAAAGGGUGAGGGUGACUACGAAGUGCGAGAGGACACCCUGAUCUCCCUGAAUAAAGACCCAGGACCGAGUCAGUCGUCCUCUGACCCGAGCGUCCCGCCAAUCUCCGCGGCCAGCGACACCAGCGCUCCGACGCCCCAAGAACCCAACCUCAACUCCAAGAAGAUGACAUUCGCCAGAAGACUCAGGAGACUCUUCCGAAUUGGCCCCAAAAAUCCGUAA